Molecule: messenger RNA, 8703 nt
Organism: Cheilinus undulatus (humphead wrasse)
Lineage: Eukaryota; Metazoa; Chordata; Actinopteri; Labriformes; Labridae
Gene: hivep1
Product: HIVEP zinc finger 1
Exons: 9
Coding region: 466-8409 (2647 amino acids)
Biological process (GO): regulation of transcription by RNA polymerase II
Cellular component (GO): nucleus
Molecular function (GO): zinc ion binding; RNA polymerase II cis-regulatory region sequence-specific DNA binding; DNA-binding transcription factor activity, RNA polymerase II-specific
Source: RefSeq, a predicted model, not a curated record
GAGAAGGUGAAGGGAGAAAACACAGAGCUGUACCCCCCUCCUCUGUACACUAAAAGGUGCGUUACAACCCCGCACCUGAAAGUAUUAAUAAAUCCAAAUUGGGUGCGUUUGAUUUGUUUUUCUGCGUAUUUUUCAAGCUAAAAACGGAGCCGGAGCGUGCUUCUGUCACUGUGAUAUAGGUCGCUGUCGGUAGCUGCUGCCUGAGAGGGUCGGACAUGCUUCUCCCACUGCCCGCCUUGUGUGUUAGCCUGCUGUAAACUUUUACAGCCCCUUUUUUUCUCCACGUUUUGAGCAUUUGGACCCCAACAGGAACCCUUCUCUUCCUCUGGAAAGGCAACUUGACGUCCUCUGCGUCGCUCUUUGUUGCUUUUUUUGUGCCUCGCAGAUGCACCGAGACUGUGGCUCAGGAGGCGACUCUAGAUCCCAAUUUCCCCAAGAUGCACCUGUGAACUGAGGGCGGAAAAGAUGCCGCGUACGAAGCAGAACAACCCGAAGAAUCUCAAAGAUAAAAUCGAAGAGGCACAGAAAGAGCUUAAAGACCCAAAAGGCUCACAGAAAGGGACAUCUGCAAGUGAACGAAGAAAUGCAGAUAACAUAAAAGGCCUGAAGCGGAAAAAGGUUGUUGCAGAGAAUCGGCUCGAUAAAAUUCCAAAAUCACCAGUAAAGAAGCCCCUGCAGCUUAAAACUUCCGAAGCUGCACCCCACAGAGCACCAUCCAGGGAAACGACGCCUUCACGCUGCUCCUCUUCUAACAGUCCAUCGAACAAUCCUUCAUUAUCACCCAGUGGGAAAGGAAGUCCACAAUAUGCCCAACCACUUACAGCAUCCCCGGCCAAGGGGCCAUCCUCUACUGACAUUGAAAGGAUAAAGCAGGAAGAAACAUCUCAGAGACUACCAUCACUUGAAUCCUCUGAUGGUGGGGAGGGCUCUUUGAUUACUGCUACAGAGGGUCAGCCUAAAGACAGCAGGAGCUCCAGCUUGGAAGGAGGUCCUUACCACAGCAGUGCUUCACUUGAUGUUCUGCUUAAGGCCAUGGAGCCUGACUUUAGUACUCUGGCUGAGAGGAAAAACUCCUUGCAUGCCAUUGGGAAACCAGCCUCCACUCUUAAUGCUCAACCUAGUGAUGAGUUGACAACAAUACCAGCUGUCAAUGUUGGUCUACGGACCCAACCUCCUCAUAUGCAGACUUAUUAUAUUGACAAACAGGGCAACUUUAUUGGCAUUGCAGCACCACUACAAGGAAAUGUACAGACAUCCUCACAGGGUACCCCAAUGCAGUCCUCUCAGCUUGCUACACCACAUUUUAUGCCUGUUGCAUCAAACUCUGAAAAACCUAGCUUGCACAUGAGCUUUAAUACUGGACCAUCCACUAUAACUCAUGCACCUGUCCCUUCAGGCUCCAAUGCUUUGCCACAAAGCCAACCCCCAGUUGUGCACACAUGCCAGUCCCUCUCAGCAAGUGUUCCAAGCACCAUUCAGGUCCCAGUUACACCUGGCAGCAACCAAGUUCAGAUGACCACUGUGAUGAACUUUGGUUCUGAACAGGUUUACAAAGACCAAAAGCCUAAGAAGCCGGGAAAGUAUGUUUGUGAAUACUGCAGCCGGCCAUGUGCAAAACCAAGUGUACUCCUCAAACAUAUUAGGUCUCACACAGGAGAGAGACCUUUUCCAUGUGUUACUUGUGGCUUUUCUUUCAAAACUAAGAGCAACCUGUAUAAGCACAAGAAAUCACAUGCACAUGCUAUAAAGCUGGGUCUUAUUGCACGAUCUGAAUCUGGAGGUGGGUCACUAUCUCAAGAGUCUGAUAAAGCCCUUGGUACACAUUCAGAGGCAGAAGAGAGUGGGGACAGUGAUGAGGAAAGUAGCACUGCAGAUUUGGACCCUGACUCAUCACAGAGCAGCAUGGCAGCUUUAUCUGAAAAUAGUUUACAGAGUGCAGGUACAGCCCAAGCAAGCCAAAGGGAGGCUGACUCAUUGGCUCUGUUGGAGUCAAACAAACUCGCCCCUGGUCAGAGGGCUCAUGAGCCUAAAGUGACGGCUGCGCUACCAAAAGUUGUUGUAUACCCAGUUAAUGUUUCUCCUAUGAGGGCAGAUAGUCCAAGAGUUACAGGUGCAGCGCCUGAGCAAGCUGCCGCACAACGUCAAAGAGAGUUCCAGACUGCCAACCUGAGAUCAAACAUCACGGUCCUGUCAUCUCUGAAAGAGGUAGAUGGUACAAAUACCUCCCUAGAUACUGUGAGUGAAGAUGAAGACCUACAAUGCAAGUCUCCGAUGUUAGGUGGGCAUGCUCAGCUUCAAAGGCAACAAGCAACAGACUUUUCUCAACAGCAACAGAUAAAGUGUCUACUAAGUCCACGCAGUUUGGGAAGCACAGAUUCUGGAUACUUUUCACGUUCUGAAAGUGCUGACCAAGCAAUGAGCCCACCCAGUCCAUUUGUUAAGAUAACUCCACCGGUAGAUAUUGACAUUGCCAAGAAUAAUCUCCCCAAUGUUGCUCCUGUGGUUGGCACAGUAAUGCAUGUGGUGGCUGAGCAAAAGCCAAGGGCCUCAGAGGGGCAGAUGCGUCCACCAUUAGAAGCCAAAGCACUGUCUUUGGAAGAACGGAUUUCUAAGUUGAUAUCUGAUAACGAGGCAGUGGUUGAUAAUAAGCAGCUGGACAGUGUUAAGCCAAGGAGGACUUCUCUGUCAAGGAGAGGCAGCAUAGACUCCCCCAAAUCCUACAUAUUCAAAGACUCCUUUCAGUUUGAUCUGAAACCAAUUGGAAGAAGGUCAAGUUCAAGCUCAGACAUCCCUAAGUCCCCAUUCACUCCUACAGAUAAAUCAAAGCCAGUAUUUCUCCUCUCUGUACCUUCCCAAUACCCACCAAUGGAUUGUUUGCCAAUUACAAGGAGUAACUCAAUGCCUACUACACCAGGACACUCUGCUCUUCCUGUCAAUGUUCCACCCCUUCCUCACCCAUUGCGAAUUUGUCAGUCAUUCGAUGAAAAAAUUAGUUCACUGAAUGAUGAUGUUUUUUCAUCAGCCCCAUCAACCCCAAAUCCAGCAAUACAUUCUCGUACCUUAGUCAGACAAGCAGCGGUGGAGGACUCCUCUACAAGUGAGGGUCAUAGCCUACAUACAGUGCGCUCUAUGGAUGAGGGCUAUCAAGGCCCAAGUAUUUCCUCAGAACUGAUGCAAAGAAGUAGAUCUUUUGAGCACAACCAGGACAGAAACAAAAAGCCUCAACAGAAUAAAGGUACAAUGUAUGAGUGUGAAACAUGUCGUAACCGGUACAGAAAAUUGGAGAACUUUGAAACUCAUAAGAAAUUCUAUUGCUCUGAACUUCAUGGUCCAAAAAACAAGCCAGUCAAUGUAAAAGAGACUGAUCAAGAUGUCUUUCAAGUUAACAUAAUGCAGCCCAUAGUCUGUAGAUCAACUACUGGCUCGGGUAUACUUGAUCAACAGACAUCUUUUAGAAAGAGAAGGAUAAUGAAAAGUGUUGGAGAUGAGGAUGAUCAGUCUCCUACUGACACCAUUCCACCUUGUUCUGUAAGUUUUGAACUACCAUCUGCUGCUGCAAGUCAAACUUUUUCUCAUAAUAUAAUAGUGGACAUUCAGCCUAAAAACAACCAGUCAAAGCUACCUCAGAUUCAACUUGUAGCAAGAGGUCUCAAUACUGCUGAUUCCAGAUUGUCACCAAUUCGAGAGACCCAAAUAAGCGCCUCUACCAAGGGAGACCUGCAAAGGCAAGGCAGUGGUACUUCAGUCAUUAGACACACCAAUUCUCUUAGCAGACCCAAUUCAUUUGAGACAGAGUCGAUUGACAGGGCCUCUCCUGUUGACAGCAUGGAGAAAGAUCCCCUAAACAAGCUCAAAACAGAUGCAAAAGCAAAUGUCACAUCUGAUAGCCACCAUGAAAAAAUAGCCAAACCCAAGAGUGUUGACUAUGAAAAACACCAAAAAGAACAGAGCGGUGAUGGUGCAGCAGCAGCUGUUGGUGAAAACUCAACCCCUGUCCAUCAUUCACGUCUGGUUCGGCAAAAUAAUAUUCAGGUUCCUGAGAUUCUGGUCACGGAGGAACCAGAUAGAGAACAUGAAACGCAUACCAUUGAGCCAUCAGAUAAGCCGACAGAUCAGUUCAGUUGGCCUCAGAGAAGUGAAAGCUUGUCAAAGUUACCAGCUGAGAAACUUCCACCUAAAAAGAAAAGGAUUCGUCUGGCUCAAAUGGACCAUUCCUCAGGUGAAUCUAGUUUUGAGUCCAGCCUCUCAAGAAGCCUGAGCAGAGACAGUAGUCUUUCUCGUUGUUCCAGUGUCUCAGCCUCUUUUGACAGAGAAGAACCAUAUAGAUCAGAGAGUCCUUCUAGAGGGGAGUAUGUCAGCAAUGUUCAAGAGUCUCAAGGUUUACCAACAGUCUUCAACACUCUCGGAGUGCCAGGAAUUAUGAGGCGGGCUGCAUCGGAACAAAUUACUUGUACUCAACCAUCCAUUGAAAUUUCAUGUGACUAUCGUAGCAAGUCCUUUGACUGUGGCAAUGUAUCUCCCAGCAGAUCUCUGUCACCUGUUGGUCAACCAAAAAUUGGGCAAACCCAAGCUCCGCAGGUACCACUUAUUGAAAGGAGGCGAGGGCCUUUAGUUCGCCAAAUGUCUUUAAAGAUAGGCCCAGAAAGUCAUCAGCCUGUUCGGAAGACUGUCAUUCCUUUAGAUAAACCUGCCAUUUCAAAUGUUAGCUCUCUGACUCAGAAUAGAGGCCAUCAGAUUCACAUUGCUAAUAGGCAGACCAUGGCUCAGCCUUUUAUUCUACAUACUGGAGAGCUGCCUCUGCAAAAGAACGAGCAAAUUGUGCAAAGCAUUCAUUUGGGUAGCCCAACUCAGCCGCCUCAAGUCCAUGGCCUUCCACACCCUUGGCAUCAAACCUCAAGGGUACAAAUAUGCCAAAAGGGACCACAACCACAGAGCCAGAUCUUAGUUUGUCGCCAGAAUGUCCAAAACAAACCAGCUGACUCUGAAGAAAAGCAAAGUUUUGUGCCCAAAUACCAACUAACAUCUCCUGCUCUGAGAGCAAGCCAAACAUUUUCAUUUGCCAACACUCAAGCAACUCAGAUUGCCCUACCAGUUUUGACAAUACCUAUAGCUAAUCCUGUUUUGAAUAUUUCUAAGUCUUCAGAUGUGAUGAAAAAUGUUUAUGUUGCUCAACCAAAUCAACAGGCCUCUGAGAUAAAGACACAGACUGUUGUUUUAUCGGGUGAACAGCAAAGGGACCUUUUUGAUCAGACCCAAGCGGGUGCUAUACCGUUGCCUCAAAUUCUUAUAACUCAUGAGCAGAUGCAUUCUGCUCCCUCUGUGUCAAACAAAAACAGCCUUCUAUCCUCUCACAAUGUAGGUAGUGAUACUCAAGCCCUACCUACAGCAAAGGAUAGGAUUCAAACAGUUAGCACCCCUGUCCAUUCAGGAGAGCGUGCUCCUUCUCUUGGGUCUUUACAUUGUGCACAGAAACUGGCAUCAGUAACACUAUGCCCACAGCAGGAGCCCACAGCCUCAAGUAAACGAAUGUUGUCACCUGCAAACAGCUUGGACAUCUACAUGGAAAAGCACCAGAAACGGGCUAAGGAUGAGCAUGGUGUGGCCUGCUUAACAGAUGGGAGGUCAGUCAAUUAUCUUAACACCAAGAUGUCAGAGGUUACCCGACAGAGGAAGCUAACACUUGUCAGGCAGGUUUGCACAACUGAGCCUGUGGACAGUCCCAUCGAAACUGAGGCCCCUCCUCUGCCACAAGUUAAAACAGAUGGAGAGAAAGAGUCGGAGGCUACUGAUGAAGUUAAGCCAAUGUCACCUGACAGUACUGGACUGGAAAAGAACACUAGUACUGUUAUUCAUGAGGAAGAAGGACCUGCCGCAAAAUCUACAUCAUGCAACCAGGUCAGCUCCUUGCCAGCCAGCGCUUCUCUGAAGCCUCAAGAAAAAGUUGAUGAACAGAAAUGGUCUCCUGCCAAAUCUCCUAUUCGACCUUCCAGUUUCCAUGGUGGGCAAGUGAAACUGACCACUUCUGUGUCUGUGGUUAACACAAAGGACAGUCAUCGUCUUUCUUUCCCUAGCCUGAAAACUGCCACCACUUUUACCUGGUGUUUCUUAAUGAAGAGGAAACCUCUCCACGUCCCUCAGACUGACCUGAAGACUUCAGCAUAUGCUGUCUGGACAGUCAGCCCCAACAACCCCAACCCACUUGGACUGCCCACCAAGGUGGUGAUGUCUCUGUUUGACUCCAAGCAGAGCUCGAAGAAAAUACACUACACUUCGGCCAUAAGAACAAAUGAGAAGUCUGAUAUCUUGUCUUACUCAGGCAAGCUGAAAGAUGUCAUGCUAAGGGUGCCAAUAACCCAGAAGUCUAUUUCAGCUGAAACCAGAAAUAAAGUGCCACCUGAAACUCAGGCCAGCAAUGAGUCAGACAAGGACUUGGCAUUAAAAACAGAGCCAAGACGGGUCAAAAUAUUUGAUGGCGGAUAUAAAUCUAAUGAGGAGUAUGUUUAUGUGCGUGGGCGUGGACGUGGUAAAUACAUCUGUGAGGAAUGUGGGAUCCGCUGCAAGAAGCCCAGCAUGCUGCGCAAACAUAUUCGUACCCACUCCGAUGUCCGUCCUUACCACUGUGUCCAUUGUAACUUCUCCUUUAAGACAAAAGGGAAUCUGACCAAGCACAUGAAAUCCAAGGCCCACAGUAAGAAAUGCCUGGAGAUGGGGGUUCCUGAGGGUCUCAUUGAGGAUCAGGAUGCAGAGGACUCAGGAGACCGUAGUCAGGUGAGUAGUGCUGACCGUCAGGAUUCAGAUGGUGAUGACUCUGAUGGCCCUGACGAUGAGGAGAAUGAUGACAACGAGGAGGAAGAAGAGGACAGCCAGGCAGAGUCUGGCCUGUCUACCAACCCUUCGGUUUCUGCCAGCCCGCAGCAUAUCCCUUGCAAAGAGGCUGAAGUCCCUCCUAGCACCCUCCUAGCCCAGAUGUCAAUCAGCUCAGUCUCCCCAUCUCUCCCCCAGCCUCAAGCUCCUGAAUCCCACGCAUCAGACUCAGAGUCUGUCCCCAUGAUGAGCCCUGUGUCCCUGAGCAAGCAGAUAUCCAUCUCUGGCUCUUGCUACAGCCAAAUGCCCCUCCCUUACUCUCCUCCACCUGUUGCUGCCACAUCGGACUCCUACACCUCAGACACAGAGUCAGUGCACAUGAUGAGCCCAGUGUCACCAUGCAGGCAGAUGUCCAUCGACUAUCCUGACUUUGAGGUUCCCCCUAGUCCCCCAGUGCCAGGCAAGGGCACCAAGCUAGGCCAGGACACCUACUCUACCCCUUCUGCUGUGGUUACAAGUGAAUCUGGUGUACCAGUGGACCGGGGAACUCAGACCUCUUCCUUUGCCUCUCAAGGUCCCAUACUCUUUCCCCCACAGGGACUAUCCCAAACACCAGGAGCACAGCCCCAGACCCACCUAUUCAGUCACCUGCCCCUUCACUCCCAGCAGCCUUCUCGCUCCUCUUAUAGCAUGGUCCCUGUUGGGGGGAUCCAGCUAGUGCCUGCUGGACUGGCAGCCUACUCUACCUUCGUACCAAUACAGGCUGGUCCCGUCCAACUCACCAUUCCAGCAGUGAGCGUCAUUCACAGAAACACAAGCCCAUUACCAGCUCCCAACACUCCACCUCAACCAGAAGGCUUGCAAACCCAGCCCCUUGUGGUCCAAGAACCUCUCAGUAGUGUUGUACCCUGCUUCCCCUUGGGGCAGGUUGCUGGUCUGCAGGCUCAAACAAUACAGCCAGUAGGUCUGGAGACACUUAACCUUAUGGGGCUUGCCAACACAGGCCUAGCAUCCACCCAGCUGCUCCCUCAGCAAGGGCUAACCCUCAAUGCCACCCUUGGGCUUCAAGUAUUGGCAGCCAGUCCAACUUCCCAAAGCAGCACCGGCCCCCAGACUCAUGUCCCAGGUCUGCAGAUACUUAAUAUUGCCCUUCCUGCCAUCAUUCCUUCUCUCAGCCCUCUCUCCACCUUGAGUCCUCUCCCUGGGUCCUCUGAGAGGCAGGGAAGCCCAGAAGCUGCAGGAGCACAGCCAUCUCAAAGUGAACAAGGGCUCGGUUCUUUGCAGAGCUGCAUGCCUGCCUCGCCUCCUGCCCCACUGAAGGUCAGCAGCUCACCAGAACCAAUCUCAGGCAGCAGGGCCAGCCCAGGAGCCAACACUGGAGAGCUCACACAGACUGCUGAGGAAGGAGAAAGAGAUGAAUUCUCACAGAAACAUCCAUCUCCAGCUCUUCAAGGUCGAGAGGAUGCUGCUAAACAGUCACCAGUUGAAGCAGCUAGUGAUCCUGCACAUGCAAGAUCACGGCCAGUGACCAGCUGGCAAAAAGCAAAUGAUGACUAUAAUGAGGCGUCCAGUGAUGAUGAAGACAGACUGGUCAUUGCCACCUGAAAACACCAUGUGGAAAGUUUUUCUUGUUCUCUUUUUGUAAUCUUGUCACUUUGUAAGACUGAAAACACUUUUCAGGGGUUUGUUUCUUUGCAAAUCACCUUUCAAAGCACAGAUGCUGACAUUCAUAUUGUAUGUGCAAUCAUAUGAUGAUUAUGAUGAUGACCAAUCAUUUAUUUUUACUUUUAUUGUCAGCUCCAGAUAAUUUCUUCUUUUUUUUUGUACAUGUUGUAUAGACAAUUGUGCCUUUAUGGAGUUUCUUGUUUAGGAACCUGUAAAUAAUUCCUUACAAAUUCA